Rhopalosiphum padi (bird cherry-oat aphid) is the source of this 4558-nucleotide messenger RNA. RefSeq lists its product as uncharacterized. The transcript has 5 exons. Lineage: Eukaryota; Metazoa; Arthropoda; Insecta; Hemiptera; Aphididae. The record is from RefSeq and is a predicted model, not a curated record. The coding region runs from base 521 to 1867 and encodes 448 amino acids.
UACCUCCAUCGCGAGACGAGCGCGUUUCCCGCCGUCCCGGCUGCUGCACAACCAAUUUAUAUUGUAUUAUUAUAUAUAUCUAGUAAAGUAGUUGCCGGUAUUCCGGUUCCGAGCUGUCCAAACGAUCGCCGCAGAUGACCACGUUCUGCAAGACGUCCGGUUAUGUUUUUUUCGCCGGCUCACACGCACGUUACACACCACACGUCGUCGUCGUCGUCGCAGUCGUUUAACAUAGCGUUCAGUUGCUCGUUUACCGUUGUCGCGUCCGUUGCGCCCCUCGUGGUCACUGUGAAAUUUACCCGAUUGUCCACCGGUAUAUAUAUUUAAAAAAAUAUAUCAUCGUUUACAGUAAUAAACGGCGUCGUUGUAUUUUAAAAAUCAAUUCAAUUUUUAUUUUUUAUUUGGUCGUCCGGUUUAGUGCCGAUCAGUACACAAGACCUACGACGAAAAUCCCAAAAAAUUAAACAGAACGCCAAGCAUACUUUACUCCAAACCCGAGCCACACAAUCUCUAUCUCAGAAUGGUUUCGACCCGACUGAUGGUGAUGGCUAUCGUAGCCUGGUGCUGUACAAUGACUGCCUCGGAACAAUACUGGAAGUGGCACAAACCGUACACGUGGAACAGUUCGCCAAAAUUGAAUUUACCUACGCACGCGGCCGUCUACGGCAAACCACUGCCGAGGCCAUACUUGUCUGCUCAUGAAAAACCACGAGACCGUUGUGAACUGCGCAAGGUGGUUUUUACCCAAGAUGCUGAAUCGCCGCAGUACAUCGUCUACAAGACCAAAAUACCAGACUUGAAAGAAUUUACACUGUGCCACUGGCAUAAUAUUUUUAACUACACGCACGAUCAACCCAUAUUCUCGUACUCACAUUCCGGCAAAUCCCGUGUUAUAUAUUCGUGGAUCGAGAACAAGCCCGACAAGACAUAUUAUUCGUUGGCCAUCAACGGACACACCAUUUACAGAAUUAAUUACCCGGAGAAGUUGUUCAAAUGGUAUCAUGUGUGCCAGUCAUGGAACGGUCACACGGGCGAAUGGCAACUGUGGAUCAAUUCCGAAAGAGUGGGCAGAGGAUUUUACAACUUAAUGGCUGGUAAAAAGAUUAAAGGUGGCGGCGUGGCCUUUAGUGGACGGGAGUACCUGGAUCAAGCGUUGGCCGUCCAUUACCCGGCGUACUCGGGAGAACUGACGUUGUUGUCACUGUACAAGGCGGCGCUGACAGCGGGCAAGGCGUACAACGACCACAAGCACCAUCACGUGCACAACUUCCAUCACGGGUACGACGAGUCGGUGGACGAGGCCGAGACUGAGGAACCGCCUACACUACCCCCCAACCCGGACGCCACGAGGCCACCACACUUGGCGCACGGCGGACAGUUCGCCAACGGUCAACGGAUACCCGCGCUACCGGUGCCUACUACCAGCAGUCCGGCACAGCAACAACCGCUGCUCCCUCAACUGCCACCGCAGCCGCAACUGCCGCUUUUCGACGGCGGCCUGUACGACUUUUACGACGCGCCGACUGCCGACGAGACGUUCCGCGUCAAUCUGUUGGACAAGCGUGACGACAACCGUCGUAGCAGCACCAUGACUCGUUACAAGCGUUGGACUCCCCUGUUCCGACAGCCGAUGUCCGACGUCACUCCCGCCGCCGACGACCGAAACGCCAGGUCGUCUGGCAGUGAGCUGCAUGACCGGAAGUAUGAACCGGCCGAGUGGGAGGUGUCGAAGGUAGCCAGCGUGUGCUCGGCCUGCGUGACGGACCCGUUCGGCGCGGCUUCCGUCUUGUCAUGGCACGAGACCCGCAAACAGUUCUACAACGGCGUCCACUAUUUGCCCGCUCUGCCGAAGUGUUAUUUGUUCUGAGGAUAUUCGCGUUCUGGUCAUCGAACCACCGCCACCCAAUCUCGCCACCCAUCUACCGACCCUGCCACCCACCGCCGACGCAAUAUCGCCAUACACUUUAUUAUAGCAUGGUAGUAGGUGGGGGCGUCGACCCGGGGAGCGAUACUGUACAUACUUAUACAUAAUAUAUUAUUAUUAUUUUUAUUAUUAAUAGUGCGCUGAACUUAAAACUAUAAUUUUACGCAUUGGCACCUAAAAUAAAAUCAUUAUAAGCCAUACAUGACGCUUAAGUUGCGCUGUACACAGGUUUUUUUUGGAUUUAAAUUCGUAAAUUUUUCCAAAAUUAAAAAAAAAUACACAGUUUACUCAUAUACAGUUUCUCUGCAAAAAAAAAAUGCAGUGUUACGUGUAAGCCGAUUACGGCCGAUUACGUUAAAAAAUUGAAAACUAUUCAUUGCGCAAAAUCAAGUGUGGCGCAUUAUGUAAACGGGCCAUCAGGUUGUAGUAUAAGGCGUGUUAUUUAUUUAUAAGCUGUAUUUUACAAUGUUGUACAACCGUACAUUAAAACAGUGAUAAAAAUAUUAAAAUCGUUUUCAGUCCCUUUUCGUAAGUUCGUUUUAUGACAACGCAUAAUUAUCACCUAUCAUUUUAACUUUUUAAGCCUAAUCGUCGGCGAUUUAAUAUAGAGGUAGUCAUUUUUCUCGGAUUUGAUACAAUCUGCAGUCGGACGUUAAGAUUGUAACUGCCCCGAUCGUGCUCAAAAAUAAUUAUUGUUGUUAUAAAAAAAUGUAUUUCAUCGAUAAUAUUGUCUCUUAGCGCUCAUUUUUUGUUUAAUACACACAAACUGUUCUCGAACACGUCUUGUUUGGGUAUCGGUCGUAUGGGCGGACAAAAGUAUCCUAUGAUAAAUCCCGAAAUUUCAUCAUUGCCUUUUACAACAAAACACCGUUAUAGAAAACCUUUUUGCUUCUUUUUAAUUAUAUUUUAAAGCGUAGAAUUGUUUAUGAAAUCAAUAUGUAAUAUCUAUAAUUCCUUAUAUUCACUUAUAUAUAUAACAUGUUAUCAUGUAAAAAUAUAAACAAGAAGUGAUUCACAAAGCAUGAAAAUCCCAUUUUUCUUCAAUAAUACAGUUAUUAAAAAUUUUAAUUUUUAAUUUUUUAAUUUUCCAGAACUUUUAAAUACCUAUACUUAAAUACAAUAUUUUUAAAAUCUUGAAAUUGUUAUAUCAUACUUAAAGAGUUAGCUAAUAGAGAUAAAAGCUUUUGUUCACAAAUGGAAACUCUUUAUUUUACUGUAAAUAAUUUAGCGUAUAAUUAGUAUACCUAUCUCCUAUUUUUAUCAAUUAGUAUUAUAGUUUAAAUUCGAUUGAAUAAUUUUUGAGUAAUUUAACUUUGUGUACUAAGAAUUAAGUUCACGAUAAUGGGUUUGAAAAGUAUGGGGACUGUAAUUCUUAAAAAAGUUUAAUAAUUGAUAUUAGUUUGUUAAUAAUUAUUAAUAAUGGUCAAUGUAUAAUAUAUACUAAAUCCAAUACUAUAUAUUUUUGUUUAUCUAUUUUUAAGAACUAUUAUCCUUAGUAUAAACAUUUUAAUAACUGAAAAUUACUCUUUAGAUACAUCAAUAUUUUCAAAACAAUUAUCUACUAAAAUUACAGUAAAAGAAGGUUGUUUUAUUUAAAAACUGAAUUUUUAUAGUCGCAAGACACUUUUUAAGUAAAAUCUCAGGAAUUCAUUAUUAAAGGAAAAUGAAGGAAACAUGCUUAGUAAAGCAUCUUGUAUAUAUUAUAUAGAAUAUAAAAGGUGCAUAAGUUGGAAAUAUUGAUAUUUUACGUUCUGCGUGUACCUUUUUUCUUUAUAGAAUGAUGUGCCAUGCGCCAUAAAAUUUAGUCUAUAGUCAAUCAAAGGCUUUGAUCGACCUUUAGGGUUCGCUCUAUUCAUCCAUAUUGAACGCGUAGGCCAUAUAAAUUAUACUCGAUAAAUCUCCAAACUUAUUUGAUGCUAUACAUAUACAUUACAAUCGAUCGGAUUCGAGAUUACAGGACUGCUACAAGAGAUCUAUUUUAAUGGUAUAUUUUUGUUAACGAAUUGUAAUAAUUUCAGUAUUUAUCAUAAAAAUUUAAUAUAACAUACUGCAUAAAUCAUUUAGACAUACAACUGAAAAAUUACGUAGAACAAUAACUUAAUAUUUUAUUGUAGUACAUAAUAUCAUAUAUUUAAUAUGCAUUAAGCGGUUUUGUAAUAAUUUUUAUUAUUUGUAUAAGGAAUAAAUUAUAAAAUAAUUUUUUUUUUUUUUAUUAAGUAUGUAGUAUUAGUUGAAAGUAAUUGUAUAACUGUGAUAUCGUUACCGUAUGUAUUAUGAAUACAAUAAUAAAUUGUAUGUAUAAACAUGUCCAAUUUAUGUUAUUAGCUAAAGUGUUUUAUUUCAAAAAUCAACUAAAUAACCAAUAUGAACUAGUUUUGACGAGUAAAAAUAUGUACUUAUAUAGUUUCUACAGCAGUAGAAUAAUUUAUGUAAAAUCAUAACUAGGUAAUUUAUACAAUGUAAUAUAUAAUAUAGAAUAAGUUACAUCUUUAGUGCUCAGUGAAAAAUAUGUGUCAUAUGUAAAAUCAUAUUGUACAUAAAUGAGAAAUUAAUAUUGUUUUCUAUGUAUAAAAAGAAUAAUUGAAAACUAAUUAGCUUCAAAAUCAAAAUUAAAAUUAAUUUAAUUAUUUUGAA